UUGUCUGGGUAGUGGUUGAGGGAGGAAGACAAGACCUCCACGGCACCCAAGAGUGUCCCUGUGUGAUGUGUGUUCAAUGUUAGCGAGCGCCGCCCUGCACCCAGCGCCGCCUGGCAGACAUAACUCCAAGUCUUCUUUUGCCUCCACUUUGCCCAACAACUGACGCUCUUGAGCCAUUUUUUCCCCUGGCAUAAUCACCGGGGAAGCAGCGCGAGGGGCGACGCCAACCUUCGACAGCACACAGCCCGCCAUAACAAUACACCUCCACUACACUCUCCCGCCACACACAACCACCACACCCACACUACCAUUACCCUACCACCCCCACCCCACAACACCCCAGUACACCCCACUACCGCCACCACGACACCCCGGUACACCAGAACACGCUUCAUGUCCGAACUUCAAGCUGUUGCACUUCUCCCAGGCAUCCUUCGCUGCAGAAACACUUCCUCUCACACUUGGAGCGCGCACACACACUCCAAAUACGCCACACCUCACUCCAAUACACCCACACAUAGACCAACACACCUCACUACACCCACACAAACAAAACACACAAACGCCCGAGCCAACAUGAGCCCCACCUGCCCCCUCAACUAACAGACUAAGCCAGUAAACACCACCACACGCAGACAGGUCGCAUUUACUGACUAAAGUGGGAAUGUGAAGUUAAACUACAGUCCUCCAACACCCGACCCCCAGGACCCCUGCGCCAGUCAGCCCUCGUCACGCCCACCACCUCCCACACCCCCCUCUCUCACAGCCAGGCCGCCCCAGACACCUGCUAGGCCGCCCCAGACACCUGCUAGGCCGCCCCAGACACCCAACACACCUGCCAGGCCGCCCCAGAUACCCAACACACCUGCCAGGUAGCCCCAGACACCCAACACACCUGCCAGGCCGCCUCAGACACUCAACACACCUGCCAGGCCGCCCCAGAUACCCAACACACCUGCCAGGCCGCCCCAGACACCCAACACACCUGCCAGGCCGCCCCAGACACCCAACACACCAGCCAGGCCGCCCCAGACACCCAACACACCUGCUAGGCCGCCCCAGACACCCAGCACACCUGCCAGGCCGCCCCAAACACACAGCACACCUGCCAGGUCGCCCCAAACACCCAGCACACCUGCAGGCCGCCUCAAACACCCAGCACACCUGCAGGCCGCCCCAGACAGCCGGCACGCCUUCCACAACAAGAGAAGCGCCCAUCUCACAGGAAGGAGCCAGCGGCAGCCAUGGACCACCAGAGGAGUGGAGUGUGCGCCAGACUGUCAGUCUUGUGUGUCCUCAUACUGCUGCUGCCAACUCCAGGUGACGGGAUGUCGGAGUCGGAGACGGAGCUGAGACGCCACCUGCUGGUUAACUACGACAGGACGGCCCUCCCAGCCUCCACCACCGUCGUCAAGUUUAGGAUCACUCUCAAGCACUUCGAUAUGAUCGAGGAGGAACAAGCCCUGAUGGUGGACUCCUGGAUCGUUAAUGAGUGGGUUGACCCACGUCUGUCGUGGACUCCUGACGAAUACCGGGGCAUCUCCAAGCUCGCCUUCCCCUACAACAUGCUCUGGAAACCCGACCUAGACGUCUACAACAGUGCCAAGGUGGGAGACCCGCCCUCCUUCUCCAACACGCUGCUCAUUGUCUUCCCCAACGGGCGGGUGCUCUUUGUGCCACCGAUGAGACUCCACUUCACCUGCGUCAUGGACCUCACUUUCUGGCCCCAUGACACCCACAACUGUACCCUCAUCAUCGGCUCCUGGGUCCACGACGGAUUCGCUAUCGACCCCCAGAUUAUGGACGACAAACCGGAGAUAGACGUGCCUGUGCGACAGACUGAGAGCGGCAGGAACCUUACAAGAGGAUCAUGGGAGCUGGUGGAGGCCAACAUGACAAGGGACGUGCAACGGUACCUGUGCUGUCCAGAACCCUAUGUCACUAUUAAAGUGUCCAUUCUUGUCGCCAGGAAUGCUCCCGCCUAUGCCUGGACUGUCAAGCUGCCUGCUGUGGGUCUGAGUAUUCUGACGUUUGUGCUGUUCCUGCUUCCUCCCUGCGCCGGGGAGAAGAUUAUCUUUGGUGGCCUCUGUCUUAUACUGGACGUCCUCUUCCUGGCCUACACGUCUAACGUGGUCACGCACGCGCCCUCUCACACCCCACUCAUCAUUGAGAUGGUGAGUGAGCAGCUGCUCCUUGUGGUGGGCAGUGUGAUAGUGGCUGCAGUGUCAACAAGGCUGGCUCGUGACCCCCACACUUCAGGAAUCCCAGGCUGGAUCAAGCGACCUCUCCUUGUCAUCUCGUCAUGUCUCUGCCUCGGCAACUACAAGUCUCUCGUGUCCCAGACCAACCAUCCAUACUCUCGAGCAGUGAAGACUGAGGAGAUGGAACUGGGCGAGAAUGGCACUGCUCAUCUAUACUGCGGUGCUGACGAUAUCUCCACUGCUUGUGGCCUUGACUGGCUCCUGUUGGCCGCUAUCAUUGACCGCUUUUCCCUUAUCGCUUUUAUGAUCAUCUUUGUUGCCAACAUGCUAGCCUUCAAAGUUGUUGUCAUUGUUGUUGUAAAGAGCUUGGAGCUGGUAAAGUGUUUAAUAAGUGUAGAGAAGGCUGCCAUGAUUAUUGAGAGACGAGCCAUUAGCAGCACAAUAGAGAUCUGUGUGGACAGGGAACGGGUACGUGGGCAUGAAGCGGGCAGAGAACGGGUGUAUGGGCAUGAAGAGGACAGAGAACGGAAGCGUGGGCAUGAAGCGGGCAGAGAUCGGGUGCGUGGGCAUGAAGAGAAUAGAGAACGGGAGCGUGGGCAUGAAGAGAGUAGAGAACGGGAGCGUGGGCAUGAAGAGAGUAGAGAACGGGAGCGUGGAGGACAGAGCGUGGGUCCGAAAGAGAGCCGGGCAGCACCCCAACACACACACGGGCAGUGCUCCGUGGCUCAUCUCAACAGUAGCACGCAUCCUCUUGCUUCCUGGAUCAAGACUCUGAAGACGCCUUUUAGUGCAAGAGUCUACACCGACCGUAGCAACAUGAUCUGUGGACCCCUGGCAGUGAAGUUGUUGAUGUUGGCCGCCGGCAUGACCUUACUGGCUACCAAUGCCGCGGGCGACCAGCGGAGGGUGCAGGCAGAACAGCAGCUGCGGAAGAGACUUCUUCAGGACUACGACAAGUCGGUGGUUCCCGGAAGCCCCACCACCGUCUCCCUCAGGAUGAUGACGAUUACACACUUCGAACUGCUGGAGGAGAAGAACAUGAUGGAGGUCCACACCUGGUUUGGCAUCAAGUGGAGGGAUGAGCGGCUGGGGUGGGAGGACGACGUGGAGGGCUUGACCUACCUGGCCAUCGACCCACAAGUGGUAUGGAAGCCAGACCUGACCCUCUACAAUGGGGGUGACCCUGGCCAGAGUGUGAUGGACUCCAACGUGCUAAUCUUAGUGUUCAAGAAUGGUACGGUGUUGUUCGUGCCUCCAAUAGCCUUCCACUUCCCCUGCACCAUGGACCUCACCUACUGGCCCCACGACACACAAAACUGCUCCUUCAAGAUCGGCUCCUGGGUCCAUCACGAGCGUAUUAUUGACCUGGUCAUCGAGGAUUCCAAGGUUGAGGUAGUGUCUGACGACCUGGAGACUGACGACGGCAACAAGAUGGUGAAGCAGUGGGAGGUGACCAGCGGGGAGGUGACGAGGGAGUCUAAGUUUUACCCGUGUUGCCCUGAUGCCUACACCAGCGUCGUCUCUACCCUCCAGCUGGCUCGCAACGCUCCCGCCUACACCUGGACCGUCAAAGUUCCUGUCGUGUGUCUGUCGUUGGUGGCGCUGGUGGUGUUCCUCCUCCCACCAGGGGCCGGGGAGAAACUCACCGUGGGAUUCCUGUGUCUCAUCUUGGACAUGCUCUUUUUGGCCUACACCUCUCAUGUGGUGGCCCACGCCCCCUCCCACACCCCACUCAUAGUGCAGCUGGUGAGUCAGCAGCUGGUGGUGGUGGCGGUGAGUGUGGUGGUGGCCGGGGUGGUGGCCAGGGUGGCCCGGGCGCCACACCCCAACCCACUCCCCAGCGUCAUCAAGGCUCCCAUCACAGCCCUCUCCAACCUCUUCUGUCUCGCCAACUAUGCCAACAACGUGGACGGGAGCGUGAAGCCGUCAGGUGGGCGGGUCGGGUCGAAGGGUGAGGAGGUGGAGCUGGGAGAGGAAGGCAGCAGCGGGGAGACGACGGGUGUGGACGGCAGCCAUGCUAACCAGUGGCUGCUACUGGCUGCCCUCCUUGACCGCCUCGCUCUUAUUCUCUACCUCCUCGUCUGCAUCAUCACUCUCAUACGAUUCACCAGCGUCCUCUAGUGCUGCCUUCCACCACCUGCACAUCGUCUGCCUUCCUACCUGCCACCUCCUGAUCUGCUCACUAUAACUCUGGGCUGCUCGACGUUCCUCCGAUACCAAAGUACCCAUUACGUAAUUGGUAUCAUCUUUAGCUCCUGCUACAUACCAACUUGCCCCCAUUUGGAAUAUGCCAAACUCACCUGGUACCACCUGUGUACCUACUGCCCCCGUGGUACCAUCUAGAGUACCCACCAUCCACCUAGCACUGCCUUAGGUAUCCACCACAUAUAUAGAGUGGAACCCUACCUUCUCCCAUCUGGAGAAACCAUCAAUCACAUGGUGCCACCUGGAGGUAUCGACCAUCCAGAGGAAUACGUAAUAACCACCUGGAGCACUUACUCACCUGGUACUUCCUGGACCACCUCCUGCCCACCUGGUAUGACCCGAGUGCCUAGGUGGACCACUUGGGUCCACCUACAACAACAUCCACCUACUUGGAGUCUCUAAGUGUUAACAAAACCAACCAUUUACUCGCUCCCUUCCACUAAUGAAACCAUUACUGACCAUUUGGGGUACCCAGCACCCAUCUGGAUUGACCAGUACUCUUGGAGUAGCUGAGAGCACCUCUCACUUACCUGUAGUACCUACAUAGUGUCAGGAGUA
Procambarus clarkii (red swamp crayfish) is the source of this 4964-nucleotide messenger RNA. RefSeq names its product neuronal acetylcholine receptor subunit alpha-4. NCBI's taxonomy places the organism in Eukaryota, Metazoa, Arthropoda, Malacostraca, Decapoda, Cambaridae. Gene Ontology annotation, biological process: regulation of membrane potential; monoatomic ion transmembrane transport; chemical synaptic transmission. The record is from RefSeq and is a predicted model, not a curated record. Gene Ontology annotation, cellular component: synapse; plasma membrane; neuron projection. Gene Ontology annotation, molecular function: excitatory extracellular ligand-gated monoatomic ion channel activity; transmembrane signaling receptor activity; transmitter-gated monoatomic ion channel activity involved in regulation of postsynaptic membrane potential.